This is a messenger RNA of Drosophila grimshawi, 4399 nucleotides long. RefSeq names its product GAS2-like protein pickled eggs (gene pigs). The record is from RefSeq and is a predicted model, not a curated record. Gene Ontology annotation, biological process: regulation of microtubule polymerization or depolymerization; microtubule bundle formation; protein localization to microtubule plus-end. Lineage: Eukaryota; Metazoa; Arthropoda; Insecta; Diptera; Drosophilidae. Gene Ontology annotation, molecular function: microtubule binding; cytoskeletal adaptor activity; actin filament binding. Gene Ontology annotation, cellular component: stress fiber; cytoplasm; microtubule plus-end. The transcript has 11 exons. The coding region runs from base 989 to 3970 and encodes 993 amino acids.
AGUUGCUUAUCAGUCGCGUUUACCGUUGCAUGUGCGUAACCGUUAAGCGCAUAUCACCAACGGCGUUUUAUGUUAGUUAUUUUUUUUGUUGAUUAUUUUUUGUUGUGUGCCUGUGUAUGAAUUCAAAAAAAUUCAAACAUUAACAAUAAUAAUCGAAGUCGAAUAAUUUAACGAAUUGCACACGGGCCUCUGUAAAUUUCUUGUUCAGACGACACAACAAAUUGGCAUGAAACAUAAAAUUGAAAUUAAUAAAUUUACUAGCUGCGAAUUUGAAUGUAAAAACACAAUAACAACAACAAUAAAUCAUUCAUAAAUAUUUAUGAAAAUUUAAGUGGGUGUGUGUGUUUUUAGUUUUUUUUUUUUUUGUAUAUUGCCAUUUGUUUGCUUGAUGUGUGAAUUCACAACGUGUUUGAAUUUGAAUUUGCAUUCGAUUUGAAAGAAUUAACAUUAAUAGAUUUGCGAUCGCGAUCGGUUCCAAACGAUUUCAAAAAAGGUUCCGAACAAAACCAACACAAACACAAAACGUUUUGAAGACACGCAACAAUCCAUUGGAUGCGUCUCUUAUUGGACUCGAAUAAGAAGCAACAGCAGAAGUGGGCGCGAUAUGUGCAAUAAGUGCAACGGCCCCAGGCACCUGUAACAAUAACUUGAGAACAAUAAUAAAAAAUAAAAAAAUACGGAACGAGUGAAGGAAAGAGGCGAGAAGAAGGGAAGGGAAUAACGGUACGUUUCCCUCACUCGCUCAGCUAAACGAACGAGACAAUGCAUGACUCCCAGCAACCAUAAGAAGAAGCAGCAGAAGAAGUCCGUGUCAAAUCUGUGCACGAUAACUAAUAACUAAUUAAUCUACUCGCGACACCCCCACAACCCCCGACAACCACACAAAUCUGAAACGAGAGACUCAAAUCGAUAUAAAAUCAACUGAUCAACUAGCAAAAGAUAUAGCGAGAGAGAGAGAGAGAGAGAGAGAGGAGCAGAUAUCGGCGGCAUGGCAAUGCUCGAGGCGCGGCCGUACAGGCCCUUCAAGUCCAGCGAGGAGUAUCUGGAGGCGAUGAAGGAGGAUCUCGCUGAAUGGCUGAGCAUGCUCUACCCGGAACUGAGCAUCAAUGCGGAAAACUUUAUGGAUCGCCUGGACACAGGCGUUGCCCUCUGCAAGCACGCAAAUUAUGUGCGGCAAGCGGCGGAGGACUAUUUGGCCCGGCGACAGGCGCGCAACAAAUCAAUGACACGGUCGAUGACUUCCGGAUUGGCCGGACCGAUACUCGCCCUGGGCAAUGUGCAUUACCUGCCCGCCGCCAAGAGCGGCACCUUCUUUGCCCGCGACAAUGUCUCCAACUUUAUAACCUGGUGCAGAAAGAGCCUUAAGAUCAUCGAGUGCCUAUUGUUCGAAACGGACGAUCUGAUCAUGCGCAAGAAUGAGAAGCAUGUGAUUCUCUGUCUGCUGGAGGUGGCCAGACGUGGCGCCAAAUUCGGCAUGCUAGCGCCGAUGCUGGUGCAAAUGGAGCGACAAAUUGAUCGCGAAAUUGCUGCCGAUAACAAAGCAAACGGUUGCAGCUGCGCCUGUGGCUGUGGCAAUGGGUGCAACACCAACGGCUGUGGCACACAAACCGGCAACGGGUGCUCCGAAAGUGGCACCCAAACGGAGCCGCCAACCGUCGGUGCAGAGCGUGUCGCCGUCGAAACGGAUCUGUACGACAGCGAUACGGAGAACGAGGAUGAGAACGAUAAGGAUCCGAUGCUGAUGUACGGGCCACAGCCACAGAUCAUUACCAAUGAUCUCAAGAGUCUCGAUGAGAUGGUCAGAGAUUUGGUCGAGAAAUGCACAUGCCCCUCACAGUUUCCCAUGGUGCGCGUGUCAGAGGGCAAAUAUCGCAUUGGCGACACCAAAGUGCUCAUCUUUGUGCGGAUUCUGCGUUCCCAUGUCAUGGUGCGUGUGGGCGGCGGCUGGGAUACGCUCUCCCAUUAUCUGGACAAGCAUGAUCCUUGCCGCUGUCGUGCCCAGCAUCGCAGCUCCAUACAGGCGCGCCUCAUGACCCGCAACACGACCAAUUCCGGCAAUGGCAUUGAGCUGCACAAGGCGCAUGUGAUAUACGAACGCUCACCACCAGCAGCACGCCGCAUUAUGUCAGCUGGAAGUGGAAAUGGAAGUGCAAGUGGAUCGGGAGCCACAUCGCCGGCCGCUGGCGGAGUGCAGACCACAUCGAAUGUUAAGCAUCGCAGUCGCAGUCCGACGCCGCAGCGCAAGUAUCUCAAUCAGACAAAUAAUAAUGCGUUGGCCAAUGCCAAUGCCAAUGCCAAUGCCAGCAGUUGCAACAUGGACCUGGUGACGGGCUCACCCAUGUUGAGCCGCCGCUCCAUGUCGCCCAGCCAGCGGCGGCUGAUCGAUAUGCGCAAGAAGCAGAGCUCCCUCGACACCUACCACAGAGAUGGACCCAAAUCCCUGCCGCUUGCCCCUGCUGCCGGCGACAGCUGCGAGGAGGCAACAACUGGCGCAACUGGCGCAUCCGCAACGAUUGCCAAUGGCGCCCAGCAGCCGGAGCAGAGCAGCAAGUUCGAGAACAUCAGCGACAAUGGCAGCGAGAUUAGCGACGAGGGCUACCGCAGCCUGGGCGUCAUUCAGUCCAAUGCACAGAAGCGCGAGUCCCUGCACAGUCAGGCCUCCAUGGAGGACGCUGAAACCAAUGCGCGUCUUGAUCAAACGUCCAGCGACUCGCAGAUCUCACCCACAGAUGAGCCAGAACCAGAACCAGCACGAGUGGUGUUGGAGGUGGAGACAAAGGAUGAGCCAGACUAUGCCAUCUGCGAUGCGAUCGAUGGACCGCAAUCGCUGCCCGCCGUUCUGUCGCUGCCCAAGCCGAGAGGCGUCGCUGCCGGCUACGCUGAGGAGGGACACAGCAGCAAGUUUGAGCAGUCUGGCGUCUACAUUGACGAUGACGAGAUUACGGUGACAACCGAUGUCGAUGUCGAUGUCGAUGUCGAUGUGGAUGUCGAUGUAAACGGGGCUACAAAUGUGAACAGUGGCAAUAAUCUGGUGGCAACCGCAACGAAUCAACCACAAUCGCAAGGCAGUAAAAUACCCCGCUCCCCGCUUGCCCAGCGACGUCGUCGUCGCAGCAGCAGCAUUGAUAAUGCCACCUGUGCCGGUGGCAGUCUUCAGGAUCUAAGCACACGGCCCCCUCCCCCCCAAAACGGCGUCUUCAGUCGCAAACAGCCCGUCUAUCGCUCCGUGCGUCGCCCAGCCCCCGUCGCCGUUCCCGUUCUCGUGCCGUCGCCGUCCCCAUCCCCAGGCCCGGCAACGGUGAAAGCAUCACAGUUGCCGCUGGUGCGGGAUGUGACGAAUACGUGGGGUGGACGCAGUGCAGCAACGCCAACAGUGGCCAACAAGAAGCGGCCGACCAUCAAUGCGGACACAUUUGCGCCGCCGCUGGCUGCAGCCACAUCGCCAGCUCCGUUCGAGCGUGGCUCGAAGACGCGCUCCUCGCACAUCCUGUACGAUAGCAAUGGGCGGCGGGUGCGCGGAUGCACAAGCUCAUUGACAACGUCGCCGGUGAAGAAUCAUGCCUCAUCGCCGCUGGCCCAACAGCUCCUCGAAGCGGCCAGCAGUGCCAAGAACGAUGCACAAAUACUGGAGAAGAUGAAGACACUGCUCUCCCGCUAUGCAGCCGGCAAUCAGCAGCAGCAGCAGCAGCAACAGCAGCAGCCGCGUCCGAGUCCAAGCAAUUGCAAUGGAAAGAAGACGCCCGUCUAUGAGGACUUCACCACGGCGUGGGUGCACAGCAAUGGCAAUCUGGAGCGAUCCGAGAGCUGCUCGCCGCCGGCAAAAGCGCGCUCCAAGCGCAGCUCGGGUGCCUCAUCCUGUGGCAGUAACAACUCGGCGGGUGCAGCAACAGCGGCGAUGGUGUCGCCGCGACGAGAACGUGGCAUGUCCAAGAUUCCGGCGCCAGUUCGUCAUCACACGGAGCUUUAUUAACGGCACGCGCGGACGCCCAGCGUCCGGCCAAUGACCAGGACCAGAACCAGGCCACAUGUUAAGCUACUUCCAACUGUUUACUGAGAGGCGACGACGGUCGCAAUAUGAAUAUGAAUAUGAAUAGAAUUGUGAAUGUGAAUGUGAAUGUGGUUGCUGAAUUGAAGGAUUCAAGGAUUCAAGUUAGAGCUUAAGUUAAUGUUAGGGCCAAGCUGGAAUUGUCCGUCUGUGCGGUUGUUCAAUUGUUCGUUAGUUCGUUGAUUCCAAUUGAACCGAACCCAACCAAGCCGAACCAAACCGAAUCAAAUGUUAUUGAAGCUAAUGGAACCGUUCCAAUAAACCUCAACGCAUAUACAACACAUAAAAAUAAAUAUAAAAAAAUACAAAAAAAUAUACUCGUCUAUCUCUAGGAAAACAUUACGUAAUCAAAUC